CUAGAGUGUCUUUACAGUAGGUGAAUUGUUGUGUCACAGCCUGAACGCACACUUGUGAGAAGAAAAAAUCAUCAAUGAAAGUGAGAGAAGUUUAAUCUAAACGAUGGAGCUGAAGGUGUGGGUGCAGGGCGUGGUCAGAGUGGUGUGCGGCCUAUCAGAAAACACUUCCUGUCAGGACGUGGUCAUAGCGCUCGCACAAGCAAUCGGUCAGACGGGACGUUAUAUUCUCAUCUUGAAGCUUCGGGGGACAGAGAGGCAGCUGGUUGCGGAUGAACGUCCUCUCGAGCACCUGGCUCAGCUGGGGCAGCAGGCAGCAGAGGUCCAGUUCGUUCUGCGGAGGAACGGCCCCAGCCUCAGUGAGGGUAAGGAAACCCCCACCAGAGAGAGACGUUUCCCCCUGCACAGACCCCCAGAACCAGAGGCGCUUAAACGCAGUGACCCACACAAAGCUCUUAGCUUCAGCCUGGGUCCCUCCACACAUCCCAAGAGGAGCAAACCAAACAGGGGCUGGUCUCCGUCGCCCCGAGCCUCCCCAGAACCCAGAGCCUCCCCCGUCUCUUUCCUGGACCCACCCUCCUCUUCCUCCAAAGAAGAGGUGUUCAAACAGAUCCUGCAGCAGCAGAGGAGGCUGCAGGAUCUGGACUUGCGGCUUGAGGCGCUGGAGCAAGAGGCUGAGAUGCUGGAGAGACUACAGGCCACAGUUCCCAGUCUCACCCCGGUCCUGGAAGCAGAACUGGAGGACCUGGAGCAGCGUCUGAUGCAGAACCAGGCAGACCUCAUGCAAAGGGAGCAGUGGGAGCAGCAGUUACAUGAAGAGAUGGACAGAGAACAAGAUUUGCACAGUCGUCUGCCCCAGAUUCACUCGUCAAUGGACGAUCACAUUUAUCGGAUCGAGGACCUCCAGUCCCAAUCUGCACAUCUAGAGCAGGACAUUCAGCUCCAAGCCCAGAAACAAAGCUCUCGGGCGGGCACUGUGCAACCGGAGGAGGGCCUGAAGCAGGAGCUGCACCUCCGCCUGCAGCAGGAAGCAGAACUAGAGGCAACGCUGUCACAAACACGGAGGGAAAUAAAAAAUGCUCAAGCAAGGCGGCAGGGCAGAUGGGAGAUGAUGGAGGAGCUGAACAAGGAGCUGAGGCAGUGUGAGCUGCAGCAGUUUAUCCAGCAGGCCGGCAGUCCUCACGUAGACCACACCACCUCGCUGUCCGGCCCUGAAGUUUACCUCCACAUCGCUGGGAUCGUGGAGUAGGAGUCUGCAUCAGAUUAUUUAAAAGGAUAAAUGAAGAAGUUUAAAGAUUUAUUUUACUGAGAAAGUUAAUUCAGUCAGCUGAAAAUGUGUUGAUUUUCAUACUUUCAGAUCAGAUAUUAUUGUAAAGCAAAAGAAGAGUGAAUGGCACAUCAUGGAGGCCUGUCGAGUGUGUGUGUGUGUGUGUGUGUGUGUGUGUGUGUGUGUGUGUGUGUGUGUGUGUGUGUGUGUGUGUGUGUGUGUGUGUGUGUGUGUGUGUGUGUGUGUGUGUGAUAAGCCAAAUCACUGCCAGUUUUCUUUGUCAAUAAAACAUAUUUAAGAAAAUAUUUAGUUUAAAUGAAAUUGAAAUUAUAUUUAGCUUGUUUUUAUAUAAAGUCUUAAUACAAUGCAUUGCUCAGUUGUUUUUCUUUGUAUAUUCAUUCAUGCUCACAUAAGGGCGCCACAGUUUGAUUGACAGGUCCUAUCCCUCUGCAGUGUGAUCAGGGUCAGAUGCACUCAAUUCACCUUGGACCUGAUCCUGGGAUCUUCCUCAUUGCCUUGCUAUGUGUUGGUACUUCAGGUUAAAGAUAGGUGCUAUUACUUUGCAUUGCAUCGCCAUCCUUAUCAAAGUUUUCCUGCCAAAGAAACUGCCUUUCAAUAAUAAUUCAAAUUAAAAUUCCAAGCGCCACCAAUUUGGCGAUAUCUGUCUAACUAUGAGACAGAUCAACUCGCUCAUGGGGCCAACAUUCAGUGGGAUGGGCUGCUAUGUAAUCCUAUUGAGCAAAUCCUCCCCUUUAGUUGAAUACAAUUGCUGUGUUUUUUUUGCCGCUCUCAUUAAAGGAGCCUGCAGAGAAACACAACUCUGUCUGUUAUUUAGAGAAUCUGCCUUAGAGAAAUAUCUAUAUAUAUAGAGAUAUAUAUAUAUAAUAUAUGACUGUUGCUUGAAAGGUUGAAGUGCUGCUAAUGGGAUCGUCUAAAUCCGAGCACAGAUCAGUACAUGUUCUUCGUUAUGCAAAGGUCUCAGGCUCCCCCUGAGAUUAUUACCUGUAAUCCUUUAUGUUCUCUCCACACCGUCCCUGUAUGACUCUUAGUCCUACUGCACAUAAUCAAUGAGCACAGCAGUGUCAUUUAUUCAUCUUUAGAUCUUUUGUUUAAGCGAGUGAAACUACAGACAGCAUCAAUUUACUGCUUCUGAUGCUGUUAUUAACUCAGUAAAUUACAUUUUUUACCACCAUUGUGUUGUGAUUAGUGUCUUUGUAUUUAGUCCUGCUUCACCUUGUGUUCUCUGUCAGUUCGUUGUCGUCUUUCAUGUAUCAAGUCAAGUGUUUUUCAUGUCCUGGAUUUAUCGUCUUCAUGUGUUCAAGUCAAGUGUUUUUCAUGUCCUGGAUUUUUCCUAACUUCGUAUUGUUGUAAAACAGCUUUUGGAUUAAAGCUCGCAUUUCGUUUGUACCCAUA
This is a messenger RNA of Eleginops maclovinus (Patagonian blennie), 2677 nucleotides long. RefSeq names its product ras association domain-containing protein 7-like. Gene Ontology annotation, biological process: signal transduction. Lineage: Eukaryota; Metazoa; Chordata; Actinopteri; Perciformes; Eleginopidae. The record is from RefSeq and is a predicted model, not a curated record.